Thunnus maccoyii (southern bluefin tuna) is the source of this 5006-nucleotide messenger RNA. It is a transcript of the gene bltp3a, whose product is annotated as UHRF1 binding protein 1. The transcript is spliced from 21 exons. The record is from RefSeq and is a predicted model, not a curated record. Lineage: Eukaryota; Metazoa; Chordata; Actinopteri; Scombriformes; Scombridae. Bases 163 to 4206 code for a protein of 1347 amino acids.
UCCGGCGUUUAGCGAGAUAGCUCGGCUGUACUGUGCAAGCAGCGGCUAACAAGAUGCACACGGCUAUAGCUGUGUACAAUAUAGAGGUACCUGCAAGCUAGUAUAGGUUUAUGAAAACAGAAAAAAAACGGCCGACAUUGUUCGACACAGACGCUAGCAGAAAUGGCCGGAAUUAUUAAGAAGCAAAUUCUGAAACAUUUGUCAAGGUUCACAAAGAAUCUGUCCCCGGACAAGAUCAAUCUGAGUACGUUGAAGGGGGAGGGGCAGCUGUCCAACCUUGAGCUCGAUGAGGAGGUUCUGCAGAACAUGCUUGAUCUGCCUACCUGGCUGGCUGUCACUCGGGUUUACUGCAACAAAGCUGCCAUCAGGAUACAAUGGACAAAGUUGAAAACAAGCCCCAUCUGCCUGUUCCUGGAUAAGGUAGAGGUGGAGAUGAGGACAUGUGAGGAGCCACGUCCACCGAACGGCCCCUCUCCUAUAGCUAUUACAGCAGGCCAGAGUGAGUACGGCUUUGCUGAGAAAGUGGUGGAGGGCAUGUCUGUUAAGAUCAACUCCAUCACCAUCAAGGUGCAGUCUCGUGCCUUCCACGCCUCCUUCGAGCUCUGGCAGCUACAAGGCAACAGCCUCAACCCCAAAUGGCAGCGCAGUGACCUCCGCUACACUCGUGUUACCGACCCAAAGAGAGGAGAGGUGUUGACAUUCAAAGAAAUUAACUGGCAGAGUCUACGAAUCGAAGCAGACGCCAUCGAGAGUGACGACCAAGACCUCGGUAGCACCCCGUUACGUCUCAUCACUAACCAGGGACGCAUUCGCAUCGCCCUAAAACGCAGAAUAAAGGACUGUAAUGUGCUGGCAUCCAAGCUGCUUUUCAUUCUGGACGACCUGUUGUGGGUACUGACGGACUCUCAGCUCAAAGCCAUCAUCCAUUACGCCAAAUCUCUCAGCGAGGCCAUGGAGAAGUCUGCUCAGCAGAGGAAGAGCAUGGCUGCUGAAUCCUUGCAGACCGCCCCUCCAUCUCCUGGCCUCCAGAACCUUUGGACAGAGCCCCCACCCGCUCCUACUGGCACCCCCAGCAACAUGAGUCAAUACUUUGAUCUCUUCGACGUAAAGGAAUCUUCUUACCACACCUUCAUAUCCCGCUUAGACUUACACGUAUGCAACGACAGCUCUUCAAUGGAUGACGAUGAGCCUCCUCCACCGGGCUUGCAGGGUGCCAUGCAGCUGACCUUCAGGAAGCUGGGUUUUGACUACUAUCCCGUCCACAGACCUGCUGAUGGAUGUCGACACUGGGAACGCCACAGUGGAGCCAUGGAGGCUCAGGCCCAGUGGGCUGGAAAACUGCUGCAGGAGUACCAGAGGAGAGCAGAGGCUUCUGGGUUCCCUGGGCCACAUACUGAGGGGCCAAACAAGGACUGCCCUGCAAAGACAGUUCAAGAUGGACAGUCUAGUCCCAAGUCAAGCACCUCUGACAAAGAGCAAACAUCCAGCAGGAACUCUUUGACAGCUCCUUCAGGGUCGUCACUGAAGAGGCUGCGAUCGAGCUGCGUGGUGGUCAGGAUGGAUGACGUGGACAUUCACCAGGUGUCUACAAGGGGCCGUCAAAACAAGAAGACCCAGUCUUUGUUGUCCUGUAACCGUAAAGUUCUGCGUUUGCCAGACAACGUACCAGCAGUUCAUCUGCAGUUUACUGAAUACUACUUUCCUGACAACCCCAGUUUAUCAGUGCCCACCUCAAACCUGUAUGCCCAGGUAAACGGCCUACAGCUUUGUGUGGACCCAGCCAGUGUGUUAUGGAUCAAUCUGUUCUCCAGGGGUCUUCUGCACACUCUGGACCAGGUCAAAGCUUUCUACCAUUUGCAAGACAGCAGCAAGGCUGAAGAGCACGUAGACAUUCGUAUGGAUGCAGCUCAGCUCAAGCUUAUAAUUCCCUUGGAUUCUUCCAUAUUGGACCAUCCGGAGCGUCCACAGUCCCUCUCUGUUACUGUACCCCAGAUGGUUCUCAGCAACACACGUCACUGCCCUCAUGGCUCCAGAGCUGACCUCAACAGUACCUAUGACAAGUUUACCAGCUGCUCAUUCUUCCAGCCCACACCACCUUGCCCAUACCCCAGAGACCAGAGUGCCUUCUGCCCGAUUCCCUCCACCUUCCUCCAGUACGCUCAAGAGACGGAGCCUCAACCUCUGGACAGAAAGCGCCUACGGUCCCAGGACGUCUGGUCUCUCAGCCUGUCCCGUGUGACCCUAGGUUUUGAUGGAGCUCGGCGACUCCCUAAAGGCAGAACCCAACCUUUUGUUGAGCCCUUUGCCAUGUCUGUGUGGCUGUGCCAGCCCUCGGCCUUUAAAUGUGGUUCAUUGUCUUCCCCCUCUGACCCCAGCAGAGCCCACCAGCCCUCUUCACAGCAGGAGCCUCAGCAAGAAGACACUACGCUUGCCUCUGUCCACUUCCUGGCCCACGCCAUCACCCCAGUGAAGAUGUGGCUCAACCACUACCAGUAUGUUGCCCUGCUGAGGAUGAAGGAUGCCCUGGCUCGGUUGGGGGCAGAGUUGGGCCGGGAUGUACGAGAUGUUAAGGAGGCUCAUGGCCAGAAGGCAAAACCUGCCACAGUUUGUCUUGCCCUUCUGGUGGACUCAAUGGAACUGGGUCUCCUGUUGCCCCCAGUCUGCACAGAGCCAGAGGAAGAGGUCCCCCACACCCCAGAGACAGACAGCCCCAGCAUAACAGACUCUGACAUCUCCCCCACUCAUCACACUGCAGAUAUGGAGGACAGCGGGUUAGAAAACGGCAUCUCCUCCAUCAAUACAGUUGUCACUGCGUUUGAUCAAGAUGAACAAGAUGGGGUAGUGGAGGAGGCAUGUGAGGCUGUGGAGGAGGGGUUGGAGGGGGAUGGUCUGAAGGCACAGGAGGACACCCCUGUCCUCUCACCUCAGCUUUCACCUGGUCACUCCCCAGCCCUCUCCCGUGAACCAUCCAACUUCAGCCUGGAGGGAGAGCUGUCGAGCGCCAUUAACGUCACCAAGGAUGUGACCAAAGACGCCAUUAGUGCCUCAUUGGACUUGACCAAAGGGGCGUUUUCAAUAACAAAAGACGCCUUCAGCAUGCUGAGUCGUGGCUCAGGGAUGAGCAAAUUGUUCAGUGCACAGGCAAAGGAACAGGUCCAACGUUCAGAAGAGUUCUCCCCCUCUCUGGCUGCCAGCCUGCGGCACCAGUCCAUGAAGCAAUCACCUUCCCAGCAUUCCUUUGACAGUGCUAUCUUAGAUGGCAGCCUGCCUGAUGAAAAUCUCUCAGUGGACAGUGAUGCCAGCGACAAUUUUGUUGUUAUCAUGGAUUCAGAGUCAGGUAUGGAGUCCAUGCGUCUCAACAGCAAUCUUGCGGGCAGCCGAGGCAGCCCAGCCCCAGGGACAGACGGAGGUUCAUCAGCUGACCUCAGCAGCUCCCUGUCCCAAAGUACCGAGGACGUGUCUCAGGAUGUGUCCUCAGUAUUGUUACUGAUGGUGAGGGGAACAGCCUGUACCGUGGAAGUAAAGGGAGAAGACCAAAUUGUGGCUGUAGAAGCCCAGAAUCUGAGCCCUGUACAAAUGGGCAAUGUCAGGGUGUCUGACCUGCUGGCUGGUCUCAUACAAGCUCCAGGUGGGCCGGUCCAGAAGCAGGACAGGCAGGGUAGCAGGGGCUCUCCGGCAAUGCGCAUGCGAGCAGAAAUGGGUCCAUCUGCAGCCCGACACUCUGCUAUGGCUGAGUCUUUGGGCUUCCUGGAUAUGAGAGUACAAGACUGCCAGGCAGAGCUGUUAGCCUCCACGGUAGCAAACAUUGGGCCUUUUCUGGAAGAUGAAUUCAGUGUCGAUGGUCAGCCAAUGAAGUUACACAUGAGCAACGUCACUAUCACUAUGAAGGAUGAUAGCCCCAAAAUCUACCCCACAGCUCCUCAACCUGUCCCAUCCACAUUCGUUGUAGACCAGCUGCUUCUCGAGCGCAGUGACGAUGGCAUCAUGAGGCUCAAAGCUGAAGGUACAGACCCUAAAGCCUCAGCAGGUGUUCCUGUGGCUGAACCAGACAACCCACACAGUUCCUGCUCUGUUCAACAGCAGAGAGAGAGACAAACCCUGGAGUCCAAGCUCUCUGAUGCCCAGGUCGCCCUCACCCACGCCCUCAGUGACAGAGAUCGCCUCCUUCUGGAGGUCAGGAAGUAUGACCCCACGUUUACUCUCUGAGCCAUUCUGUCUUUGACCUCUGAACCUCUCACUCCUCCUGCUGAGGAACAGCGACGGGAUGUGUCAGGCUGAAUGUCACCAACCAGCAAGACUCAUUCAAAACAUGUCCGGACAUCGGACAUGUUUGGAAAAGAAGAUGAAUCCAAGUUGUGGCUUUGGAUCACUUCCUACUUGCUAUAACUGUUGAUUAGAUUACAAAAGAGCCCCUACAACAAUUACUAAAAGGGGAACCUGAUAAACUAACUUAUAGGUACAUUACUGGUACUACUUUUAUCUGGCAGUCUAGAUAUCCUUCACUACUGUACUAAACACAAAUUAUUCAUGUUAUUUCUCAUCCAAAUCAGUGUGUAUGGUAAAGUCAUUGUGUGGUUUCAGUGUUUGUCACAAAGCAUGCAAGGGUAAAUAUCAUUAAGCUUUAAUUCUCUCCAGUUAAUUGUUUGUGUUACAGAAAUGUCACGUUGAGCACAUGCCAAAACCUCCUUUUCACAUGCACUGACACUGCCAGACAGCUGCUAGUCCAUCAGUUGCUCGUAAAAAAUGCAAACAAAAAAAACAAAACAAAACCCAACUUCCUGUCAAGCAUGCUUUGUGAAGAGUGCUAAUUUACACUUAGCACAUUUACAAAUAGACAGUCAUAAAGCUAAAUAGACUUAGUAAUGUAGAUUACCUCUGUUAGGUGUAAAAUACAAUUGAUCCAUGUGUUUCUUUUCAUUUAAAAGUAUUAUACAACUAUUAUCAGCUGUUACUUGUUAAUAUGUGUUGUGAAAUGUAGGGAAAACAAUGCACUUUUUUUUUUUUUU